GCUUUGCCUUCUGCCGUAACCGCCGGCUGCCUGAGAACCGCGGCACUGGGCUCUGAAGCUGCCUUCCUGAGCUUGGACCCGGUGAAGCGGGGUCUGGGGUGGAGGGUGGCCGGCGGGGCCGCGGCGGGAGGCGCAGACUCAUGAAAUGGCCACAGAUGAUAAGACUUCCCCUACAUUGGACUCUGCUAAUGAUUUGCCUCGAUCUCCUACUAGUCCUUCUCAUCUCACACACUUCAAACCUUUGACUCCUGAUCAGGACGAACCUCCUUUUAAAUCAGCGUAUAGUUCUUUUGUAAAUCUCUUUCGAUUUAACAAAGAGAGAGGAGAAGGGGCUCAGGGAGAGCAACAGUCUCUGAGUGGAAGUUGGACCAGCCCUCAGCUCCCUUCAAGGACACAAUCUGUGAGAUCACCUACACCUUAUAAAAAACAGCUUAAUGAGGAGCUCCAGCGGCGAUCUUCAGUGUUAGAGGACAGUUUGCGACACCCCCAGGAGAACACAGAUACCAGAAGGAAGGCAGAACCUGCCUUUGGAGGUCAUGACCCUCGUACAGCUGUUCAGCUCCGAAGCCUCAGCACAGUAUUAAAACGCCUCAAGGAAAUCAUGGAGGGGAAGAGCCAGGAUAGUGACCUGAAGCAAUACUGGAUGCCAGAUAGCCAGUGUAAAGAGUGCUAUGACUGUAAUGAGAAAUUUACCACUUUUAGGCGCAGACACCACUGCCGACUGUGUGGGCAGAUUUUCUGCAGUCGUUGCUGCAAUCAAGAAAUCCCUGGAAAAUUUAUGGGUUAUACAGGGGACCUCCGAGCCUGUACAUACUGUAGAAAAAUAGCCUUAAGUUAUGCUCAUUCCACAGACAGUAAUUCCAUUGGUGAAGACUUGAAUGCUCUUUCAGAUUCUGCUUCCUCUGUGUCUGUACUUGAUCCGAGUGAACCCCGAACACCUGUAGGGAGUAGAAAAGCCAGCCGCAACAUAUUUUUAGAGGAUGAUUUUGCCUGGCAAAGUUUGAUUCAUCCAGACUCCUCAAAUACUGCUCUUUCAACAAGACUUGUGUCUGUUCAAGAGGACGCUGGGAAAUCUCCUGCUCGAAAUAGAUCAGCCAGCAUUACUAACCUGUCAUUGGAUCGAUCUGGGUCUCCCAUGGUACCAUCAUAUGAGACAUCUGUCAGUCCCCAGGCUAACCGAACAUAUGUUAGGACAGAGACCACUGAGGAUGAACGCAAAAUUCUUCUGGACAGUGUUCAGUUAAAAGACCUGUGGAAAAAAAUUUGCCAUCACAGUAGCGGAAUGGAGUUUCAGGAUCACCGCUACUGGCUGAGAACUCAUCCCAACUGCAUUGUAGGAAAGGAGUUAGUCAACUGGUUAAUUCGAAAUGGACACAUUGCUACAAGGGCACAAGCUAUAGCAAUUGGACAGGCAAUGGUGGAUGGACGUUGGCUGGAUUGCGUCAGCCAUCACGACCAGCUCUUCCGGGAUGAGUACGCGCUGUACAGACCACUGCAGAGUACAGAAUUUUCCGAGACCCCUUCUCCGGACAGUGACUCAGUGAACUCUGUGGAAGGACACUCUGAGCCAUCCUGGUUUAAAGACAUCAAGUUUGAUGACAGCGACACAGAGCAGAUAGCUGAAGAAGGUGACGACAAUUUGACCAACUCUGCCAGUCCUAGCAAGCGCACAUCAGUCAGCAGUUUCCAGUCCACAGUGGACAGUGACUCAGCCGCGUCCAUCAGCCUGAACGUGGAGCUGGACAACGUGAACUUCCAUAUCAAGAAGCCCUCCAAGUACCCACAUGUGCCCCCUCACCCUGCUGACCAAAAAGAGUAUUUGAUUUCUGACAAUGGAGGACAACAGCUCUCAAUAAGUGAUGCCUUCAUCAAAGAAUCCUUAUUUAACCGUCGAGUUGAGGAAAAAUCCAAAGAGCUGCCUUUCACACCUUUGGGCUGGCAUCAUAACAACCUGGAGCUGCUGAGGGAGGAGAAUGGAGAGAAACAAGCCAUGGAGAGGUUGCUCUCAGCUAAUCACAACCACAUGAUGGCACUACUCCAGCAGUUGCUCCAUAGUGAGUCAUUGUCACCAUCUUGGAGGGACAUCAUUGUAUCACUAGUCUGCCAGGUUGUUCAGACAGUCCGACCUGAUGUCAAGAACCGGGAUGAUGACAUGGAUGUCCGUCAGUUUGUCCACAUCAAAAAAAUCCCAGGUGGAAAGAAGUUUGAUUCUGUGGUUGUCAGUGGGUUUGUUUGUACCAAGAAUAUUGCCCAUAAAAAGAUGAAUUCUUCUAUUAAAAACCCCAAAAUUCUUCUGUUGAAGUGUUCCAUUGAGUAUCUCUACAGAGAAGAAACUAAAUUUACUUGCAUUGAUCCUAUUGUGCUUCAGGAAAGGGAAUUCUUGAAGAACUACGUUCAGCGAAUAGUUGAUGUUCGGCCCACAUUGGUUUUAGUUGAGAAAACGGUAUCUCGAAUUGCUCAGGAUAUGUUACUGGAACAUGGCAUUACUUUGGUCAUUAAUGUAAAAUCACAAGUUUUAGAACGAAUCAGUCGGAUGACCCAAGGUGAUUUGGUGAUGUCGAUGGACCAGCUGCUUACAAAACCUCACCUGGGCACCUGUCACAAAUUUUACAUGCAGAUGUUUCAGUUGCCUAAUGAACAAACCAAAACACUGAUGUUUUUUGAAGGCUGUCCACAGCACUUGGGCUGUACAAUCAAGCUUAGAGGAGGCUCUGAUUAUGAGCUGGCUCGAGUUAAGGAGAUCCUAAUAUUUAUGAUCUGUGUAGCUUAUCAUUCUCAACUAGAAAUCUCCUUCCUCAUGGAUGAAUUUGCUAUGCCUCCUACAUUAACACCAAACCCCUCCUUCCAUUCUCUGAUUGAGGGACAGGAGGAUGAAGGGGCCGCACAAGAGCCAUUCAGCGGAAGUCCCCUCCCCCGGGAGCCUGACUUCCCUCCGGACUUUCUGCCCUCUGAUGAUAGCAGUUUGCUAGAAUCAAGGAUUCUGUUUGAGAAGGGUGAUCAGGAAACUAAAAGUGUGCCACAGGAUGUUGCCUCUUCGAAGCAUCAAGAGCAUGCCACAGCAGCUUGCCCAGCAGGCGCCCCCUGUGCUCUCUUUCCAUCGGUACCGGAAUCGUUGCUGCCGCUCCAUAUAGACGACCAACAGGAUGCCGUAGGCAGCGAGCAGCCAGAGGCUUUGCAGCAAACAGAGGAGCUGCAGGAUCCCAAAAGCCAGAUGAGAGCCUUCAGGGACCCUCUACAGGAUGACACUGGCCUGUAUAUUACUGAGGAAGUUACCUCCUCUGAAGAUAAACGAAAGACUUAUUCUUUGACCUUUAAACAGGAAUUGAAAGAUGUGAUCCUCUGUAUCUCCCCAGUAAUCACAUUCCGGGAGCCCUUCCUUUUAACUGAAAAGGGGAUGAGAUGCUCUACCCGAGAUUAUUUUGCGGAGCAGGUUUACUGGUCUCCUCUCCUCAAUAAAGAGUUCAAAGAAAUGGAGAGCAGGCGUAAGAAACAGAUGCUCAGGGAUCUCUCUGGCCUUCAGGGCAUGAAUGGAAGUGUUCAGGCCAAGUCUAUUCAAGUCCUGCCCUCACACGAGCUAGUGAGCACCAGAAUUGCCGAGCACCUGGGUGAUAGCCAGAGCCUGGGGAGAAUGCUGGCCGAUUAUCGGGCCAGAGGAGGAAGAAUUCAGCAGAGAAAUUCAGACCCUUUCGCUUAUUCUAAGGAUGCAUCGGGUACUUCAAGUGGCAAAUCCGGAAGCAAAAGUGAAGGUGACGAAGAGAAAGGGUUGAUUACAAGUGAUGCAGUGUGGUCAACAAAGGUGGACUGUCUGAAUCCUGCCAACCACCAGAGACUGUGCGUGCUCUUCAGCAGCUCUUCUGCCCAGUCCAGCAACGCUCCCAGUGCCUGCGUCAGUCCGUGGAUUGUAACAAUGGAAUUUUAUGGAAAAAAUGAUCUUACAUUAGGAAUAUUUUUAGAGAGAUACUGUUUCCGGCCUUCCUAUCAGUGUCCUAGCAUGUUCUGUGAUACCCCCAUGGUGCAUCACAUUCGACGCUUUGUCCAUGGCCAAGGCUGUGUGCAGAUAAUCCUGAAGGAGUUGGAUUCUCCAGUACCUGGAUAUCAGCAUACAAUUCUCACCUAUUCCUGGUGCAGAAUCUGCAAACAGGUAACACCAGUUGUUGCUCUUUCCAAUGAGUCCUGGUCCAUGUCAUUUGCAAAAUACCUUGAACUUAGGUUUUAUGGGCACCAGUACACCCGUAGAGCCAAUGCUGAGCCGUGUGGUCACUCCAUCCACCAUGAUUAUCACCAGUAUUUCUCCUAUAACCAGAUGGUGGCAUCUUUCAGUUAUUCUCCCAUUCGGCUUCUUGAAGUGUGUGUUCCACUUCCCAAAAUAUUCAUUAAACGUCAGGUGCCACUAAAAGUGUCCCUUCUUCAGGAUCUGAAGGACUUCUUUCAAAAAGUUUCACAGGUAUAUCUUGCUGUGGAUGAAAGACUCGCAUCUUUGAAAACUGAUACAUUUAGCAAAACAAGAGAGGAGAAAAUGGAAGAUAUCUUUGCACAAAAAGAGAUGGAAGAAAGCGAGUUCAAGAACUGGACUGAGAAGAUGCAAGCACGGCUCCUGUCUUCCUCUGUGGAGACCCCUCAGCAACUGCAGUCGGUCUUCGAGUCACUCAUCGCCAAGAAACAAAGCCUCUGCGAAGUGCUGCAGGCUUGGAAUAACAGGUUGCAGGACCUUUUCCAGCAAGAGAAGGGUAGAAAGCGGCCUUCAGUUCCUCCAAGUCCUGGAAGACUGAGGCAAGGGGAAGAAAGCAAGAUAAGCGCAAUGGAUGCAUCUCCACGGAAUGCUUCUCCAGGACUUCAGAAUGGGGAAAAAGAGGACCGCUUCUUAGCUACCCUGUCCAGUCAGAGCUCCACCAAUUCCCCCCACCUCCAGCUGCCCACUCCUCCCGAAGGCGUGCCUGAGCAGGCCGUGGGAGGGCCUCCAGAACUUGAUACCGCCAGCAGUUCCGAAGAUGUAUUUGAUGGACAUUUGCUGGGAUCCGCAGACAGCCAGGUGAAGGAAAAAUCAACCAUGAAAGCCAUCUUUGCAAAUUUGCUUCCAGGAAACAGCUAUAACCCUAUUCCGUUUCCUUUUGAUCCAGAUAAACACUACUUAAUGUAUGAACAUGAACGAGUGCCCAUUGCAGUCUGUGAGAAGGAGCCCAGCUCCAUCAUUGCUUUUGCUCUCAGUUGUAAAGAAUACCGGAAUGCCUUAGAGGAAUUGUCCAAAGUGACUCUGCGGAACAGUGCUGAAGAAGGGCUUCCAACAAACAGCACUUUAGACAGCAGACCAAAGAGUAGCAGCCCUAUUAGAUUACCUGAGAUCAGUGGAGGACAGACAAACCGUACAGCAGAAGUAGAACCACAACCAACCAAAAAGGCUUCUGGAAUGUUGUCCUUCUUCCGAGGGACAGCAGGGAAAAGCCCUGAUCUCUCUUCCCAGAAGAGAGAGACCUUACGUGGAGCAGAUAGUGCUUACUACCAGGUUGGGCAGACGGGCAAGGAGGGAACGGAGAAUCAAGGCAUUGAGCCUCAAGAUGAAGUAGAUGGAGGAGAUACACAGAAGAAGCAACUCACAAAUCCUCAUGUGGAGCUCCAAUUUUCCGAUGCCAACGCCAAGUUUUACUGUCGGCUCUACUAUGCGGGAGAGUUUCAUAAGAUGCGAGAAGUGAUUCUGGGCAGCAGUGAAGAAGAUUUCAUUCGUUCCCUUUCUCACUCUUCUCCGUGGCAGGCCCGAGGAGGCAAAUCAGGAGCUGCCUUUUACGCAACUGAAGAUGAUAGAUUCAUUUUGAAGCAAAUGCCUCGUCUGGAAGUCCAGUCUUUCCUUGACUUUGCACCACACUACUUCAAUUAUAUUACAAAUGCUGUUCAACAAAAGAGGCCCACUGCAUUGGCCAAGAUUCUUGGAGUUUACAGAAUUGGUUAUAAGAAUUCCCAGAACAACACUGAGAAGAAGCUAGAUCUCCUUGUCAUGGAAAAUCUUUUCUAUGGGAGAAAGAUGGCACAGGUUUUUGAUUUGAAGGGUUCACUUCGGAAUCGAAACGUAAAAACCGAUACCGGGAAAGAGAGUUGUGAUGUAGUCCUGCUGGAUGAAAAUCUCUUAAAGAUGGUUCGAGACAACCCUCUGUAUAUCCGUUCUCAUUCCAAAGCUGUGCUGAGAGCCUCAAUCCGUAGCGACUCCCAGUUCCUUUCUAGCCACCUCAUUAUAGAUUAUUCUUUGCUGGUUGGGCGAGAUGAUACCAGCAGUGAGCUGGUAGUUGGAAUUAUAGAUUAUAUCCGAACAUUUACAUGGGACAAAAAGCUUGAGAUGGUUGUGAAAUCAACAGGAAUUUUAGGAGGACAAGGUAAAAUGCCGACUGUUGUCUCUCCAGAGUUGUAUAGGACCAGAUUUUGUGAAGCAAUGGACAAGUAUUUCCUGAUGGUACCAGACCACUGGACAGGCUUGGGUCUGAACUGCUGAAACGAAGCACAUAUUUUGAAAUGGACCAGGGAGAAAAGGGACCUGGAACCAAGGACCAAAAAUAAGCUACAUGUUUUAUUCCUUCAUCACAUUCACCACUGUAUGCAAAGCCCUUUUAGUUCUGCGGCUGUGGAGGCCAUCUGUAGCCUGAAGGGUUAAAACUCCAUGGAUUUGCACUUUGGUUUUUGAUACCUACAAAUGAGCUAUCCAUAGGCUGGGACGUUGCAUGAACAUUUUGUUCACUUAAGCUGAAAUCUAGGCACAUUUUGAAGGGCUGAGGACAAAUGUAUGGUUAGAGAUGAGACAGGGUGAAAAAAUGGGUUGUCAUAUUUGCUAACAAUCCUGUUAAGAAAACAGUGUCUCAUAGAUUAUGACUCUCCCGGCAUCAUAUUGGACAGAUUCUUUACCUAGAAAGCAUUUGUAGAGCUGGUGAAUUUGUUUUGUGUUUCUUAUGUAACAAUUUAAUGUUACCUCUUAGCAGAAUUUCUGAAACCUUAAAAAAAUUCUGAAUUGUUUUAUUAAUGGCCAGUUAAACAAACAGAUUGGUACAAUCUAUUCUUGUUUUACUGAGGAAUUUGACUUAAAUUGAGAAUCCAGUCAUGUUCUGCAUCUUGCCCUGUUUUCAGGUGUGUUUGAUAUUUUUCAAGUUCUGUCUCUACUUGUCUGUGGGUGACAGGAGGCUACAGCCAUUAACUUUAAGCCUUUUUCUGGACCUGUUUUUUAAGCUUGUUUACAGCUUUUGUGCAAGUAGUAUGCUGAACUGCACUUGUCUACCCAUGCUCAUACUCUAGGUUUUCUCCCACUUUCAGGGAAACAUUAGUAAAUUAGUCUACAAUGACUAAAUCCCCAAAGGGAUAAUUAUUAAUGAAGGGUUUUUUUUAAUAUAAAAAAUAAAUUAGGCCUGAUCCAAUAAAUUGGGUGAAGGAA
Balaenoptera ricei (Rice's whale) is the source of this 7402-nucleotide messenger RNA. RefSeq names its product phosphoinositide kinase, FYVE-type zinc finger containing (gene PIKFYVE). Gene Ontology annotation, molecular function: 1-phosphatidylinositol-3-phosphate 5-kinase activity; ATP binding; metal ion binding. NCBI's taxonomy places the organism in Eukaryota, Metazoa, Chordata, Mammalia, Artiodactyla, Balaenopteridae. Gene Ontology annotation, biological process: phosphatidylinositol metabolic process; intracellular signal transduction. Bases 146 to 6475 code for a protein of 2109 amino acids. The record is from RefSeq and is a predicted model, not a curated record. The transcript has 43 exons.